GUUCUGCACAAUGAGCGCAAAUAAAUACGCGAACCUCCCGGACAUUGACACGUCGCAAGACGUUUACGAAACAGAGGAUGUGUUCCCUACGCGCACUCGUGCUGGCGAUUCUAGCGAAGACGAGUCUGCCGGCCAGACACGUACAAAUGGCAAUGGAGCGCGUGCAAAGGCUGAUCCAGGUGAAGGAUUAGACUCUACCAGUCUCAUUAGUGCAGAUGAGGCAGGAAAGAAAUUUAGAAAAGCCGAACGAAAGCGAGACCAUCAUCCACGAUCAAUAUUCGCAUAUCCAGCUUCAUCUCCACCUUCUCCUACUUCACCUACGCAUACGCGACCUCUGUCAACGCGUCUGCGUACUCUACAAGCUGAACUAGAUUCACUAGAAGCCGAACUCUCUGAUCCAUCUAAUCCUCUGUUACAUGGAGACGAAAAUGGUGAAGGCGCACAGAUCGAUCCUGGCGAAUUAAUGCGUGGGCUCGUUGAUGUACGUGGACGACUCGAGAAAGUGAAGAAAGGCCGAGAGGGCCGAGGGCGGCUCGUAGGUGUCCUGCUGAAUGCAGAAAAGGAGAGGCAGGAAAAGGAAGUUAGUGAGAUUAAAAGGGAAAUAAGUCGAGCACGAAGUGUGGAUUGUAAGGCCGGCGAUGGGAAGAAGGUAGAUAUCGAAGAUGAGACGGAGAAAGCUGCCCUUGCUGAACUGGAUCGACGAGUCGGUGAGCUCGAAGAAUUAAUUGGAUCUUCAAGCAUCGCUCUAGAUGAAGCUUCUCCAUUACCCGCUCCGUUGUUGCCCAUGCUCACAAAGCUCAAUAAUCAACUCGCGCUUCUCACACAGCCGCGCCAUCUUGACUCUAUCUCCCGCCGUCUAAAGUUACUCAUCUCCGAUCUUGACCGACUUUCCACAUCCCAACAACACGCCAGUAAACGUGGUCAAUCUCACCAAACCGCACAAGCUUCUCAGGGUGGGACGCAAUCCGCUCUUCAAGAACAAAUCUUACCACUCCUCGCGCGUCUUGCACCUCAUCUUCCCCAUCUCCCACACUUAUUGACGCGUAUGCGCACUCUUUCGGGGCUUCAUACAGCAGCGGCAGAUGUGCAGAGUACGAUUGGUACCUUGGAGGAAGACCAAGUGCGGGCGCGUGGGCGACUAGACGUGCUUUCAUCGGCGGUUGAAGGUGUCGAAAAGAGUUUGGAGGAGAACGCGGAGGUUGUGCGUAAAAACGUUACCGGUCUGGAGGAGCGUAUUGAAAUGCUGGUGAAACGUUUAGAUGCUCUGGGAUGA
Fomitiporia mediterranea MF3/22 is the source of this 1273-nucleotide messenger RNA. RefSeq lists its product as uncharacterized. NCBI's taxonomy places the organism in Eukaryota, Fungi, Basidiomycota, Agaricomycetes, Hymenochaetales, Hymenochaetaceae. Bases 11 to 1273 code for a protein of 420 amino acids. Gene Ontology annotation, biological process: mitotic spindle organization. The transcript has 4 exons. The record is from RefSeq and is a predicted model, not a curated record. Gene Ontology annotation, cellular component: dynactin complex; cytoplasm.